This is a messenger RNA of Sciurus carolinensis (gray squirrel), 2602 nucleotides long. It is a transcript of the gene Rmi1, whose product is annotated as RecQ mediated genome instability 1. Gene Ontology annotation, cellular component: RecQ family helicase-topoisomerase III complex; nuclear body. Gene Ontology annotation, biological process: resolution of meiotic recombination intermediates; double-strand break repair via homologous recombination. Bases 414 to 2291 code for a protein of 625 amino acids. Lineage: Eukaryota; Metazoa; Chordata; Mammalia; Rodentia; Sciuridae. The record is from RefSeq and is a predicted model, not a curated record. Gene Ontology annotation, molecular function: nucleotide binding. The transcript is spliced from 5 exons.
UUGGAGGAGGGGCGGGAGCGCCGGGCAAAUCGGGCGGGAAGAGGCAAAAAAAAAAAAAAAAAAAAAGGAUUAGGAAGCGCGCUGUGGCGAUUUCUGUUCUCAGGGCGCGGCCCCGGAUCUGCUAUUGCACCAGGAAGGCGGAACGCCCAGAUUGAACCCAGUGCCUCACACAUGCAAGAUGAAGAUAAUGGACAUGUGGAAUGGAUUUAAAUAUUUGUUAGUGCCAAUGGGCCUGGUGGUACACACAUUUAUCUCAGUGGCUUAAGAGGCUGAGGCAGGAGAAUUGCAAGCUUGAGUUUUGUUUUAGGUCUCACAUUGUUUUAGAUGAAGAAUUCAACUGGAUUUGGUUUAUCCAAUUUGACAGUAUCUUUUAAUAGGUAACAGAGACAUAGUAUCUCUUUUAUUUAAAAGAAAUGAGUGUAACUGGUAUUGCUUCAAGAGUUGAAACCUGGCUAUUAGCUACAUGGCAUGUUAAAGUACCUCUAAUGUGGCUGGAAGCUUGUAUUAACUGGAUCCAAGAAGAAAAUAAUAAUGUUACUAUGAGUCAGGCACAAAUAAACAAACAAGUGUUCGAGCAAUGGCUACUUACUGAUCUGAGAGAUUUGGAAUACCCUCUUUUACCUGAUGGCAUUGUAGAACUUCCAAAAGGAGAAUUGAAUGGAUUUUAUGCUCUACAGAUUAAUUCCUUGGUUGAUGUAAGUCAGCCUGCAUAUUCCCAGAUACAGAAGUUGAGAGGAAAGAAUACAAUGAAUGAUCUAGUUACAGCUGAAACACAAGUUACCCCCAAACCUUGGGAAGCAAAGUCUUCACGAAUGUUGAUGCUGCAGCUAACUGAUGGAAUUGUACAACUACAGGGAAUGGAAUACCACUCUGUACCUGCUCUUCAUAGUGAUCUUCCUCCAGGUACAAAAAUUUUGAUUUAUGGAAACAUUUCUUUCCGUCUUGGUGUCCUCUUAUUGAAACCAGAAAAUGUAAAGGUGUUAGGAGGUGAAGUCGAUGCUCUUUUAGAAGAAUAUACGCAAGAAAAAGUACUUGCAAGAUUAAUUGGGGAACCGGAUCCCAUUGUUUCAGUCAUAUCAAAUAAUUCUAACCAGAGCAUUCCCAGAGUUACAGAUGUUCUAGAUCCUGCAUUAGGACCUUCUGAUGAGGAACUCUUGGCAAGUCUUGAUGAAAAUGAUGAACUUGCAACAAAUAAUGACACCUCCUUUGAAAGAUGUUUCCACACAGGUAGUUCCUCAAAUACUAUUCCCAUAAGACAAUCAGAUAUUGAGCCAGGAUUUGUUUCUCCAAGACCAAAGGAGAAACCACCAGACCAAUCUGUGCAUUUCACUGAUGGGGAAUUAGAUGACUUUUCAUUGGAGGAGGCCUUGCUUUUAGAAGAAACUGUCCAGAAAGAACAAAUGGAAGCUAGAGAAUUGCAGACAUUGACUUUGAACAGAAACAAAGAUAAAAGCAUAGAGAGAUUUUCACAUAAACCUAAUACUCUGAAUGAUUUUUCUUUGAUUUACAAACAAGAAAAUAGUAAAUGGAAUGGAGAACAUUUAUCUGAACAAAGGACUCAUGAAGAUAGGUGUUUUGCUUGUCCAUCUGCUAGAGACCAAAACAAUAGUGUUUUUUCGGAUCAUUGUAAUGUACCCUUAGCCCGUGAUUUUACAAGUAAAGAUAAAAAUUCAGAGACAGAUUAUAGAAUAAAACAAAUCAUCAACAGUUCAGAUAAAUAUUCCUUAAAUGACAAAAUAUUAAAUAGAGAGCUGGUUAAUGAUGUAUCCAAAAAAACCUCACAAAUUUCUAGUGAAAAUGGGUUCCAUUUACAGACUUGUUCUUUAAGAUCAUCAGAGAGUAGCUCUGAUCUUUCUACUGGCAUGGAUUUGUAUUCUCCACCAUUUAUCUAUUUGUCUGUUCUAAUGGCUAACAAACUAAAGGAAGUUACUACAGUGAAAAUCAAAGCAUUUAUUGUAACUUUAACUGGAAAUCUCUCAAGUUCUGGUGGCAUUUGGAAUAUUACUGCAAAGGUUUCUGAUGGUACUGCAUACCUAGAUGUAGAGUUUGUAGAUGAAAUACUUACUAGUUUGAUAGGAUUUUCAGUACCAGAAAUGAAACAGUUAAAAAAGGAUCCUCUUAAAUACCAAAAGUUCCAAGAAGGUUUGCAGAAAUGUCAAAGAGAUCUAAUAGAUUUGUGCUGUCUGAUGACUAUUUCAUUUAAUCCUUCCUUGUGUAGAGCAGUGGUACUUGCAUUACAAGAUGUUAAUAUGGAACACCUUGAGAACCUAAAGAAGAGGUUGAAUAAAUAAUUUACUAAAAUAUGUUAUAUGUUUUUUGUUGUUUUGUUUUUGAGACAAUGAGUUGCUGUGACAUCCAGGCUCCCCUUAAACUCAUGAUCCUUACCCUCAGCCCCCUGAGUAGCUGGGAUUAUAGGCUUGUGCUACUGCACGAAGCUUUAAUAGUAUUUAAGAGCAAUUCAAAACAAGGAAAUAUGUAGAAUUUGUUCACAAUUUUAUUUUUGAAACUUUCUUUUUUUUUAAAAUAUUAUUUUAGUUGUAGGUGAACACAGUACCCUUCAUUUAUUUAUUUAUUUUAUGUGGUGCUGAGAAUCAAACCCGGU